Messenger RNA from Thrips palmi, 516 nucleotides. RefSeq lists its product as uncharacterized. The coding region runs from base 69 to 443 and encodes 124 amino acids. Lineage: Eukaryota; Metazoa; Arthropoda; Insecta; Thysanoptera; Thripidae. The transcript has 3 exons. The record is from RefSeq and is a predicted model, not a curated record.
AGCGGUGGUUAAAAAGGCCACUGCACGUCGACGCACGCAGUGCCCCCGCCGCUCCGCCACACGCCGCCAUGGCCCGCGCCGACACCAUGCUGGCCCUCUGCAUGCUCUGCAUGCUCUGCAUCCUUGCCGCGCUGCCCGCCCUGGUGCUCUGCGACUCCUCGGCGUCGUCCUCGUCGGAGGAGGACGGUCUCGACGCGCAGGAGGCCGCCGUGGAGCGCUGUGUCCGCAUCGCCACGCCCAACCUCAUCGCGGACGGCACGUACGACCACCUCGGCAAGGUGGACCCAUGCGUCAACGACGGCCUGAACGGUCUAGAAGACGGCAAGGCGCCCUCCUCGAUGGCCAAGCAGAUCGUGGACUGCAUCGCCGGCAAGGCGUUCCCUGACGCGCUCAAGCCGACCGUGGACGCCCUCAAGGCCUGCAUCACCGCCGCCCUGCCGUGACGUCGUGACCCGUCGUGACGCUGCCGACGCUGCGCCCAGGACAACGAACUGGAAUAAACACAGAAAAAGUAAA